Molecule: messenger RNA, 1691 nt
Organism: Carcharodon carcharias (great white shark)
Lineage: Eukaryota; Metazoa; Chordata; Chondrichthyes; Lamniformes; Lamnidae
Gene: ndrg2
Product: NDRG family member 2
Exons: 16
Coding region: 503-1636 (377 amino acids)
Biological process (GO): signal transduction
Cellular component (GO): cytoplasm
Source: RefSeq, a predicted model, not a curated record
GGAGUGAGAUGUGUGUAGGCUGUGCAGUCUGAGAGCUCUGGAGGGGUGAGAGGCUGCCUGUCUGAGCGGCUGCCCGCACCCACUGGAUGAGUGAGUGAGUGAGCGAGGCUGACUCCCCGCCCAUCGCUCUCCGAGCUUGGCACCACUGCUCUGCGUGCCUCUGUUUGAGUGACAGCUCCAUAGGCGGGGUAGCUGCUCAUGUCUUCACAUUUACAGAGGAGAAAGGGCUAGGAGACGAGAGAGGGAGAGAGAGACAGAGAGAGAAGGAACAAACAGCCAACGCACAAGCAAGGAAAGAAAAGCUAGCACACCAAGGUGUGGCUGCUCGUCCAGGGAGAGAGAGAGAGAGAACAGAACCCUGAACAUAACAGACCUGAAGCCUGAGCAAGUAGGCCUCUCGCGCUGGGACUGAUACCCGGUGAGCUACACUCGACCAACUUCCGGCCACCCCUGCCCCCCUCGAUUGGGACCAGCCGACGAGAUUGCAGCAGCCUGAGCUACCAUGGCAACCGAGCUCCAGGAGAUCCAGAUCACCGAAGCCAAGCCGCUCCUGCCCAGCCAGGACCAGGCAAAGGAAGCUACCAUUGCUGCCACCAUCCUUCUGGAUCAUGGUCAGGAGUACGAUGUGGAGACACCUUACGGGUCUCUUCAUGUGACCAUCCACGGGUCACCCAAGGGCGGCCGUCCAGCCAUUCUGACCUACCACGACAUCGGCCUCAACCAUAAGACCUGCUUCAACAGUCUCUUCAAAUUCGAGGACAUGCUGGAGGUCACCAAGAACUUUGUGGUGUGCCACAUCGACGCGCCCGGGCAGCAAGAGGGGGCAGCCUCUUUCCCCCCCGGGUACCAGUACCCAUCGAUGGAGCAGUUGUGGGAGAUGCUGCCCUGUGUGCUCCAGUAUUUCAAUUUUCGAAGUAUUAUUGGAGUGGGAGUUGGAGCAGGAGCCUAUAUCCUUGCCAAGUUUGCUCGCUACUCUCCUGACAUGGUCGAGGGUCUGGUCCUGCUCAACAUCGACCCCAACGCCAAAGGGUGGAUGGACUGGGCGGCAUCCAAGAUCACCGGUCUGACCAGCUCGCUCAGCGAUGUGAUCCUUGCUCACCUGUUCAGCCAGGAGGAACUCUCAAACAACUCGGAGCUGAUCGGCAUCUACAGGCAGCACAUGACAGAAGGCAACAUCCUGAGCAACAUCGAGCUGUACUGGAACAGCUACAACAGCCGACGGGACCUGGAGAUCGACCGAGCUGGGGCGGGAACUCUGAAGUGCCCAGUGAUGCUGGUGGUGGGUGAUCAAGCCCCUCAUGAGGACGCUGUGGUGGAAUGCAAUGCCAAGCUCGAUCCGACCCAGACCUCCUUUCUCAAGAUUCUCAUGCCUCCCUCCUCAUUCUCUCUCUCUCUCUCUCUCUCUCUCCCUCUCUCCCAACAGCCAGGGAAACUUACUGAAGCCUUCAAAUACUUUGUGCAAGGGAUGGGAUACAUGCCUUCAGCCGGGAUGACCAGGCUUUCACGCUCCCGCACCACCUCGCUCUCCGGUGCCUCGGUCGACGGGUCACGCUCCCGCUCCCGCACCCUGUCGCAGGGCAGCGACGCCGGGCAGCUGGCUUCCAGCCCCUCCCAGACCAUGGAGGUCUCCUGCUAAAAGACGAGGGGGAGGAGGAGGAGGAGGGGGAGGGGGAGGCAGACGAGGGCGCCCG